Molecule: messenger RNA, 4319 nt
Organism: Mizuhopecten yessoensis (Yesso scallop)
Lineage: Eukaryota; Metazoa; Mollusca; Bivalvia; Pectinida; Pectinidae
Exons: 2
Coding region: 129-2468 (779 amino acids)
Molecular function (GO): zinc ion binding
Source: RefSeq, a predicted model, not a curated record
CUUCCCUUCAAAUAUUUCGGAGGAAAUGGCGUGCAAAGUUGGCUGAUCAAAACAAUGAUACCGAAACGUCCUUAACAAAAAUGGCGUAGGCCAUUGUCAGGUCAACAUAUGCCUUUUCCCCAGUGACCAUGGCAGAGGGAGGAAUCGGUUCGUGGGACGAUGGUCUCCUCUUCAGCGAUGAUGACCUCUUCUCGGAGGGUCCAGGAGGAAAUAUUGGACACCGCCAACAUCUGCAACCUUUCCGGUUUGAAGCAAGUACUCCGUCUCCGUCACAAGGGCACGGAAAUGGAGGUUAUCGUAACAGGAAUUCCAGUGCUUCAUUACCACCAACUGAACUGUUAGACAACGCAACUGGGGAAGAAAAGGAAUCAAGACUUGAAGACAACUCUGUGGCAUCAGAAAUGCCGAGUAGUUUGAGCGGUUCUGAAAUCACAGACUGCCCAAUUUGUCUGGACACACUGGAACGCCCGAAAGCUUUACCUUGCCUACAUACCUUCUGUUUUGAUUGUCUUGGUUCUUUUAUAGAGGAGAAGGCUACGAAAUCUGGGUUCUUGUUACCCAUCAGAAGUUUUCCUUGUCCGAUCUGUAGACGAGAUAGUUCACCAAUUGAUCCUACUAAACCCCACACAGACUGGUCUAACCAGUUUCCUACCAACAAUAUUAUGCUGGAGUUGAUCAGAAUCGGACGUUUACCGGAAUACCCCAUACACAAUGCAAAGCAGUCAAACAAGCCCAAAUCAAAGUCCAAGGGUAAGGCGAAACCUCCUGAAAACAAAUAUUGUAGAAACUGCCAAAUAUUUAACAGAAAAACUGUGAAAGCAAACUUACAUUGUGAGCAGUGCUCAGUUAACCUCUGUGAAACCUGUGAUAGUGUUUUGCAUCUACAUGCUCCCGAUCACACACGUGUUUAUGUUGAUGCUGAACAGUCAGAAUUAAAAAUAGAAUUAUCUCCCCUGGUGACUGUAGAUCAAAGACAUUUUUACCAUUCGCGAUUAGUAUGCAGGCGGCAUGGUGGAAAGUUUGACUGUUUCUGUAUGUCGCAUAAGGUCCCGAUAUGUGUCGAUUGCAUGAAAGAAGAACAUUCGACAUGCGAUGGAGUUCACACAUUCAGGGAAUACUCGCGGAUCUUAAAGCGAGAACGUUCUGAAUUGAAAACAACCAUUAAAAACAGCUUGUCAGCUAUGGAAGCCAUGCUUGGACUUUUCAAACAACACAUACAUGCAAUGUCUGAUGAUCGCGAAUCCAGCGUUGAGCACAUUCGCGACAUGCGGAAUGACAUCAAUAACCAUUUGGACGAAAUGGAAAAGGAGUUAAAAGAUCAGGUAUUAGAAGUUUCGAAAGGAGAGGAGCAAGUUUUACUUUCAGUCGCUGAGCGAUGCGAAAACGUAAACGACGGGUUAAAUCGUUCUUUAGUUAGACUGAAUGCUGCCCUCCAGGAUGGUGAUGAUCAAAAAAUCAUAUCGGCUGCGCUGUUUUGUCACGCCCAGAUACAACAGUGUGUAACAGUAGUGAAGGAGAUAUCGGGAUUCCACAGCUUGUCUCGUCUUUCAGUCCUGAUCAACCCUCUUUUAACAGCUGCGCUUGAUCUAGACACGUUCGGAGAGACAAACUUUGUACGGGAGAAAACCGACCUUCCGUCAUCUGUCCGGAAAUUACUUCCCUUUAAUGUCAGAAGCGCGCGUGAGAUCUUGCGAUACAAUGUUCGUACUCGUGAAGACCGGUUUCCGUGCGGAAUAACCAGUGCCUUGUACCUGCCAAAUAAUCAGGUCAUCUUGAUCGACUUCCCGAACAAAGCCGUAAAGCUGUUCUCGGAUUAUGGCCAUCUCGUCAUGCAGGUCCGACUAUCAAGUGGUCCUUGGGACAUUUGUAGCGUUGAUGAUCUUACUUUUGCGGUCACAUUACCUUUUGAACAAAUCAUAGUAUUCAUUCAACGUGACCCCAUGACGUCCGCGUUAAUCAGAAUCCGCGACAUCCGGGUCAAAAAGUGCUGUUACGGUAUAACUUUAUUCAGAGGAGGACUAGUGAUUAGCUGUCCGUCAGAGUGCAAAGUCACCCUGUUCAAUGUUUUGGAAAUAGGUAAUAAAUGUCAGUUAACCCAAUUUUGUAAGUUACCGCUUCCAUGUUGGCAGCUAGUGACAAACAACUUUCAAAGGGAGGUUAUCAGCACUCAUGACACAGAAAAUGGCGGCAUAUUGAAGGUGUCUUCUCUCGAUAAAUUUUCAGAAAAAGCUUUUGGCCCAAACCUCGUCAAAGGACUUCGAGGAUGUGACGUAGAUAAAGAGGGAAAUGUAUACAUUUGUGGACGGAAGACCAGAAACAUCGUACAAGUGAGCCCUUCUUCCGGAAGUAGAGUGCUGCUUACUUUAGCGCAUGGUUUGAAAGAACCAUCGACGAUUGCUGUGCGCGAGGACAAAUUCUUAGUAGCGGAAGUGGCAAGCAGUGACGUCGGCAUAUAUGAACUGUUCUGAUUUUGUCAUUUGCUUUUCUCAAUCAUUUACGUAAUAAUUCAAUCAAAUCAUCCAAUAAUAUGAUACUGAAUGAAAUCGGUGUAUGAGAUAUACAAAUGUGCUUGGAGAAAGGAAUUAAUAUUUUUUUAAUGUUGUUGAGAUUUCAGAGCUGUACAAAUGACUUGCAUGUAAUUAGCAUUUAGCUUGCUAGGCCAUGAUAAAUCCUGAUAAAACACUAUUACAGAACAAAUCUGUCCGAACUACUUCAGAAUGAAAUGACUUUUGACAUGUUCAUAACCAGGGGCUGCUAUAUUUUCAUAAAUUCAACUUUAAAGGUAAGUGUCUUUCCCCGGUGACUUAAUUGUUUGUGUAAUGUUAUACCAUGAUUUUGUUAAAUCUAAGAACAUUUUUUUUUUUUUUUAAUUUUUGUAUGUUUAUUGAAUUUGUGAUGGUAUUUGGUGUACUGCUAGUAACAUAUUACCUGUUUAGUUCGUCCUAAAGGAAAACAAGUGCAUUUUUGUAUAAUCAGCAUUUCUAAUUAUGAUUAAUAAUGUUAACGUUUAAAUGGACAUCACGUGAAAGACUCACUUGAUAUGUUAAUGUAGAAUUUGAAGAAAAAAAAGGGAAAAAAUAUGCUUCACCAUGAUGUUGUUCAAGUACAAGAUUAAAUUCCAGAUAUCAAUUAUUUCCUGCAAUGCCUGACCCUCUGUUCUGAUAGCAAUGUGUUAUGAACGCUUACAAUUCGUCACGUGUUUACACAGUCCCAUACGUGUUGCAUUUCCUAUUUUAUACCACUAAUGAGUCCUAAAUGAACGAUAUGACCAUUUAGUGCAGUAAUUAGUGACAUUGUUUUGUUUUCUGCUUCGGCCUUCCAUAUUCUUGUUACACGUUCCGAUCUUUCCUAAUUGUUGUGAUUAUUUUGCAAAGUUAUUUGUGAUCUAAUUUAUUUGAUUUUCUUAUCAUGGUGUACGAUUUUGUAAAGAGGUAUUGUAUAUAUGUAUUUUGUUCAUCUCAAUGUUAUUAUGUUGAAGUUUCUAUAUAAUAGAUUUAUGGGGAAAAGUAUUUCUUUAUUAUGUAAAUAUCCAUUUUGGACAAUUGUAUAUACUAUUACUUAAUACUUUUGGUAGAAAUAAUACAUAUCUGUUUUUUCCUGAUACUAGUAAGAUAACAAGUUUUAGAGGUGCUGCUACAUUUGCUGUUAUUGAUGAUGGGCAUUGUAUUGAUUUUAUCAUGUGAUUUUUCCCCCUUUUUCUCCGGGUUGUUCAUAAGUUCAUUAUGGCAGCCAUUUGAAAAACUCUUUCAAAAUAAUUCCAGUUUUAAAGUUCUUAUUUGCCAAUUCAUCUGAAACUUGAUUACCAGUUUUUGUUCUGAAAAAAACGAUGUUAUUUUUCUGGUUAAUCAAAAAUGCUAUAUGGUCAACCUGUUGUAUUGAUGGUCUUGAUGAGGUGCUAUUUCUCACGUCAAUCAGAAAUUCGAAUGACAUAUUGAAAUAUGAUCGUGGAAUGUCAUUUGAAGAUUUGGAGCGAAGUGGAAAAUGGGCGAAUACUCUUUCUUUAAAUGAUCCAAAAAUGCUACGAUGAGAUGGUCUUCAUGAAUGGAAAGGUCCAAUGAGCAUUUUAAAUUUAUCAAAAAUGCGUUAAUUGUAUCACCAGAAAAUCAUUCUAUCCCCCUUAUUGAGUGGUCAGAUAAUAUAUAGUGUAGUUCACAUGGAAAUAAUGCUUUUGGAUAUGUUUUUUUCUUAUGUAUUAAAAAGCACUAGGAAGCAAAUUUAAAUUAUAUAUAUUGAGGCCUAGAGUCAACAAAAUCGACAAUUCCGUAAUUUUUUGGUUAACAAUUUGUAGAAAUGUUUAUUAAUAAAAUAAUAUAGAAAAU